GCCCGCCUACCUGCCUCUGCAGUAAUUAGCCUAAAUCGUGCAGAAAAAGUUCGUACACCAUGCUACAGAAAUUAGGGACCUCUGACCCCAAGCGCGCGGCUCGAAACACGAGAAUGGCAGAUGUGGACAGCAAAGAGAGUUCUACCACAGAGGUUGAGGAGGAUGUUGCCAUAGAUACUGGUGUAGUAGAGAGCUUUGAUGUCGCCGAAUCCCAGGAGGUGGAAAUGCAGGAAACUGUUAGUGCUUCUGACCCAGAAUCAAUGGAACCUCCCUGUGAUGAUGAUGGAACAUCCACAGAUAACAAAGAAAAUGUUUCUGUGGAAGUUGGCUCCACUGAUACAGGGGGGGAGAAGUUAAAAGAAAGCACAGGGGUUAAAGGAGACUGCUAUUGUGGUAAAGAGAGAAACCCUAAUAACAUUGAGCUUCAAUGCAGUGUCUGCCUGAAGUGGUUCCAUAAGAAUUGCAUCACAUGCAAUGUGGGGAACUGCAUACCUUACAUGAUGACUUAUUCCUUCUGCUGCAAGUAUUGCAAUCCGGCCAAAAAUGAAGUCUACAGUCGCAGGAUGGCCAAUUUCAGUCAGUUGUGCCACAUGGCCCUUGCCAACCUGACGGCCCAACAGCGUCUGAUGGGUUCCAACAAGAUUCUAUUCUCCAAGGAGAAAGAGUUGAUUCCAUUUAUCAAUCAGAACUGGGAAGCACUGACACCAAUGCAGAAACGGACAACAACCACAUGGCAUGGUACCAUCGUCAAAGCCAUGAUGAAAGACAGUGACAUCUUCAUUUAUAAGGAGAAACCAGAGGCUAGCGAAGCCAGUGAAGAGGACUACCCACUCUUUGGACUCAUUGAUCAGGAUUUGACAAAGAUCAGUCCAAACUAUGACCCGUCCAAGCAGAGUGGGGCCAUCAAGGGAGAAGUCAGCCAGAAACUCAGCUCUUCUCUGUCAGCAUCGCUGAAUGGAAGCAGUCUGUCAUCUUCCUUGGGCAAGAGUCGUGGAACCAAGAGGAAGGGUCUGGAAAACAGUCAGAAUAUCACGUCAGGAAAGAAGACCAGGAAUGACAUGAUAACAGCACAAAAGCUACCCCCUCAUGGAUACCCCUUGGAACACCCCUUCAACAAAGAUGGUUACCGAUACAUCUUGACAGAACAGGACCCCCACGCACCAAGCAGUGCUUUUGAAGAAGAUAUGUGGAUAGGGAAACCUAUUCCUGCUUUGCUGUAUCGGAUGGCAUUACCUAGAGAGGUGUACUUGGCAUCACAUGACAGAGCUCCUCAACUGAAGAUCUCAGAGAACCGGUUGUCAGUCACAGGAGAGAAGGGUUACUCCAUGGUCCGAUGCACCCAUGGUACAAACCGAGGAGCGUGGUAUAUGGAGAUGACAAUUGAUGAGAUGCCGGAAGGCACCGCUACCAGGAUUGGAUGGUCACAACCAUUAGGUAAUCUGCAAGCACCUCUUGGUUAUGACAAAUUCAGCUACUCGUGGCGAAGCAGGAAAGGAACUCGCUUCCAUCAGAGCAUUGGUAAACACUAUGGAGAAGGGUAUACUAUUGGAGAUGUCCUGGGACUGUACAUUAAACUGCCAGGGAGGGUAACACCUGAUAAGCUUCUUCCAUUAACAUACAAAGAUCGGGCUCUAAUCAAAUUCAAGAGCCAUCUGUACUUUGAGGAGAAGGAUCAGGUGCAGGAGACAGAGAAUGCCCUGAACCUGUGUCCAGGAACAAAGAUUGCCUUUUACAAGAAUGGGGUCAGCCAGGGAGUAGCAUUUGAAGACAUCUUUGAGGGAACUUAUUACCCAGCCAUUUCACUCUACAAAGGGUGCACGGUUUCGGUCAACUUUGGCCCACAAUUCAAGUUCCCCCCACAAGAUCUUGAAGACUUUCUUCCAAUCAGCGAGCUUGCCCAUCGUGCCAUGGUGGAGCAGACAUUGGCCAAUCUAGUCUACCAUGUGGACCAUGAACAGGACUUUAUAGAUGCUAGUAAGGGAUUGUUACCACAAUCAUGUUGAUGAAAACUUCCUCAAAGACACUUCAGUCAAAAUUCAAGCUUUUCAAGUGUACAGAACCUACAGUUGACUUGCAACCAAUUAAGGUUACAGUAAUGACUCUUGGCCAGAAAUCAGUGUGUGCCAUACUGGAAAUGAUGGCAAAUAGUGGGUGGCCAUAAUGGAUUUGCAGCUUACUGUUUACAUUAAGGGGAUAGGAUGGAGAGGAAGCCUCAUUAUUAAUUGCCAGAUGAAAACAGCUUGCAGUUGGCUACAGUAGAUGGGUGGCCAAGGACAACUGGUGGCCUCCAACGAGUGGCCUCUAACUAGUGGAUUCCAACUAAUGGUCACAACACACAGGCCUGUGAGUGAGCCACACUGGAUGAACAGCACCGCAGUAACAGUUGAUAACCACACCAAACUUAGCCAGGGAGCCAUUGUAUAAUUUUAUUUCUUCAGUGGACAAACAAUCAUACUACCAAGUUGUUGAAGACAGCUUACUUUGGGUACCUUGUCAUCUUGUGCUUUUUUCAACAAUAGAUUGCCUGCUUAGCCAAAAGCACUUUCCCUUGAUGGUCACACUUUUAUUUGUUUCAGUGUCUCUUUUUCUUGUUUGUUUCGGUAAUCAGAUCUUCAACUGUCAGGUUUCUGGUCUCACAAAACCCUUUGAGCAAAUAUAUGCAGACUGUAGCAGACUAAAUCAAAUGACCGCUGGCAUUCCCCCCCCAAAUUUCUUCUAGUAACAUUUAUUUGUUUCAAGUGCCUCAGUCAUUAUUCUGCAACAAGUUUGGCUAUCUGUCAUAAAACUCAUAGUUGAUAUUUUACAGUCUUUAAAAUUCCACACAAAGCCUUCUAUUGACUAUUUUGUUUGAUUGCUUGUGGCUUUUAUCUGUUCUUGAAAUAAAAUGAAUAUUAAUUUUCGCUUAGUGUAGGCCAGUGGAUAAUGAACAAUGAGUAAUGUAUAGUCCUUUUUAGGGUUCUUUUGUACAUUUUACAUUAAAAGCUACUGUCAUACGAA
Acanthaster planci (crown-of-thorns starfish) is the source of this 2997-nucleotide messenger RNA. RefSeq names its product ASH2 like, histone lysine methyltransferase complex subunit (gene ash2l). Gene Ontology annotation, cellular component: Set1C/COMPASS complex. The record is from RefSeq and is a predicted model, not a curated record. Gene Ontology annotation, molecular function: protein binding; transcription cis-regulatory region binding. Lineage: Eukaryota; Metazoa; Echinodermata; Asteroidea; Valvatida; Acanthasteridae.